CUGAGUGGUUUGCAGCCACCUCCAUCAACUUUGCCUUCAAUGGCUGAAGCCAGAAAGGAAUACAAAGGCUCAGAUGCUGGACCUGGUGCUCCUGGAGAAGUUUCUGGCUGUCCUUCCCCCAGAGAUGGAGAAGCGGGUGCGGGAGUGUGGAGUGGAGACCACUUCCCAGGCGGUGGCCCUGGCCGAAGGCUUCCUCCUGAGCCAGGCAGAAGAGGAGGGAAGUUCUACUGAGGUGGAUCCACAAGGUCCAAAUGCAAGGGAAGAUCUAUUAGAUCACUCUCUGGGAAUGUUCUUCAGGGCAAUCUCCCAGGAGGAUCAUCUUGAGGACAUCUCACCAGGGGAUGGUACAAUGUCAGUGGGCCUUGUUCAGAGUUCUUCUUUUUCUGACGGAGCAGCAGAAAGAUCCACUCUGCCUCCAGUUCAGAAUCCCGUGUCCUUCCCGGAGGUGGUGGUGUGUUUCUCAGAGGAGGAGUGGGCUCUGCUGGAUUCCACGCAAAAAGCCCUCUACAGGGAAGUCAUGCGGGGGGGGGGGAUUCUAGAAAUGUGGCUUCUCUGGGUAAGGGCCCCUCUUUGCUCCUGAGUUCAGAUAGUUGGGACAGGCAUUUUGAAUUAGUCAGUUUGUGUGUGGCUUCAGUCUUCUAGCUGAAAAAUGGGAAGAUCCCUGUUUCUUGAGCUCUCAGGAAGGUGAAAGAACAACAUUCCUUCUGGUGAUCUAUGGUGGAAUCAUUUCAUGUCCUGCGUUUGAGGGUCCAAACUUUCAACUUUUGUCAGUCUCACCAUGAAUAGACCGAUCCAUUGGCUGAAAAGAGUGUGUGUGUGUGUGUGUGUGUGUGUCAGAGCUUCCUGUGACCCCACAGUCCCCUCAGAAUCUCUCUCUGACCUCUCUGAUCCCUGUUAAAGCCUCUGCCCCUGAGCAGCGGGAUGGGCCUGAUGGCUUCAGGGACCUCUUUCAACACACUGGGAUUCUGUCCUCACUCACACGAUGCAUUUUAUUAUUUCAGUGCUAUUCGUGUGCAGGAGAGUUUUGAAGUUCGCUUUCUUGCCCUUGGAAUUCUAAUUCCUCUACAUAAAUUAAAAAAUAGUGAGAGAAAAACACCAAAUGGUAUACUGACGUUCCAAAAGUUGAAUCUCUUUAAU
Messenger RNA from Candoia aspera, 1137 nucleotides. Its product is annotated as zinc finger protein 496-like. The record is from RefSeq and is a predicted model, not a curated record. Gene Ontology annotation, biological process: regulation of DNA-templated transcription. The transcript is spliced from 4 exons. Lineage: Eukaryota; Metazoa; Chordata; Lepidosauria; Squamata; Candoiidae. Bases 74 to 580 code for a protein of 168 amino acids.